Cornus florida is the source of this 2350-nucleotide messenger RNA. Its product is annotated as putative glycerol-3-phosphate transporter 5. The coding region runs from base 429 to 1955 and encodes 508 amino acids. Gene Ontology annotation, biological process: transmembrane transport; phosphate ion homeostasis. The record is from RefSeq and is a predicted model, not a curated record. Gene Ontology annotation, cellular component: membrane. Gene Ontology annotation, molecular function: transmembrane transporter activity. NCBI's taxonomy places the organism in Eukaryota, Viridiplantae, Streptophyta, Magnoliopsida, Cornales, Cornaceae. The transcript is spliced from 2 exons.
AAUAUAAAUUUGAUAUGAAAAUAUAUCAUUUUGCAUUGGAAUUGCUUAAUAUAAAAUUAUUAUUAAACUCGACACAUGACGAUCAGACAUGAGGAGUAAUUGACACGAAAUGAUCUAGUAACAUGAUGACAAACAAUGGUUCGCCUAUCAUUCCAUCUAGGCGGCCACACUUUUGUGAGAGUCGCAUAAAAUAUGUUUGGUCUAUCGAUUAUCGGAAAUGAUUCAAACUCUCUCCCAAAUGCAUGAGCAAGAGCUUGACAACUCAAAUCCACAUCUCUCUCUAACAUCAGACAGUCUCUCUUUGUUCGAAACCUCACAGCACCUUCUUCUUCCUCUCUAAUCUAACUGUCACAUAUACGUAUACAUUGUAUAAAAAGAUACACACGUCAUACAUUUAGUUAUUGUUGCAUUCUCGUACAAUUCAUACAAUGCAACCCAAAACCCUAACCCUAGCUCCACCACCAGGUCUCAACCUUUUCCCAUCCCUCAAACCCCCACACAAAACCCUAAUUUUCUACCAAGCCUCAGUCCUCCUCAUCACCUUCAUAGCCUACGCCUCCUUUCAUGCCUCUCGAAAGCCUCCUAGCAUUGUCAAGAUCGUGCUCGGACCCGAAAUCCGAUUCGAAAACGCCACAUCUAUACAAUCAGAUGAAAACCCAAUUGGCACCGACACUGGUUGGGCUCCAUUCAAUGGAUCGAACGGUCCACACCGGCUCGGCGAGCUAGAUCUCGCUUUUCUAUCUGCCUACUCAAUCGGGAUGUUCUUUGCAGGACAUAUCGGUGAUCGGAUCGAUCUCCGAUUAUUUUUGACAAUUGGAAUGUUGGGUAGUGGUUUCUUCACUGUAUUUUUCGGGUUAGGGUAUUGGUUAAAUGUCCAUGUUUUUGGUUUUUUUGUAUUGGUUCAGAUUGUGUGUGGAUUUUUUCAGUCAAUUGGGUGGCCGUGUGUUGUUGCUGUAGUUGGGAAUUGGUUUGGGAAGUCAAAGAGAGGGUUGAUAAUGGGGGUUUGGAAUUCACAUACUUCAGUUGGUAAUAUCAUUGGUUCAGUUGUGGCAUCUUCUGCGUUAAGUUUUGGGUGGGGCUGGUCUUUUGUGUUGCCUGGGAUUUUGAUUAUGGUGAUGGCAAUUGUGGUGUUUUUGUUUCUAGUUGUGAAUCCAGAAGACAUCGGAGUUGCAUUGCCAGGAACUGAGGUUGAGAUGAAUGUAGAGGGGAUAUCUUUGAUUAAUUCGGUGAAAGUUGAAUCCGAAGAAGUGGGACUCCAACCAUCUGAAAAUGUGGAAUCUUCAGCUGCUAUUGGGUUCUUUGAGGCAUGGAGGUUGCCGAGUGUGGCACCUUUUGCAUUCUGUCUCUUCUUCUCGAAACUUGUGGCUUACACCUUUCUAUAUUGGUUGCCUUUCUAUAUUAGACACACAGCUGUUGCGGGUGUGCAUUUGUCGCACAGAACUGCUGGGAUCCUUUCUACUAUAUUUGAUGUUGGAGGAGUCAUUGGGGGAAUUUUGGCAGGAUACGUUUCUGAUAUGAUUGAAGCUCGUGCUGUUACAUCACUGGUGUUCUUGUUGCUAUCUAUUCCCGUUCUCAUUUUUUACCGCAUUUAUGGAAGCGUGUCUAUGUUCACCAACAUUGCAUUGAUGUUCCUCUCUGGAUUGCUUGUGAAUGGACCAUACUCACUUAUUACAACUGCUGUUGCGGCUGACCUCGGUACGCAGAGCUUGAUUAAAGGGAAUUCCCGUGCAUUAGCUACCGUGACUGCGAUUAUCGAUGGUACUGGUUCUGUCGGGGCUGCUCUUGGCCCACUUCUAGCAGGAUAUAUUUCAACUAGAGGAUGGAACAGUGUGUUUUUUAUGCUUAUUCUCUCUAUUUCUCUUGCGGGCUUGUUCUUGAUUCAUGUUGUCAAAACUGAGAUUAAAGGGAAGCAGAAUGAGGGGAAAUGGCUUUGGUACGGCAUAACUGCUCAUUAAUGAGGAAUUUUAUCAAGGCAUCACAACAUCAGUGAUUCCUUCUUUGUACUUCAUAUGAUGAUGGCUUUCACACAGCAAACAGGAGUUCGGUGGAGGACUUCCUCAAACAUAAAUGUAUGCCUUCUUGUAUCUUAUUGAGAAAAUAGAUUUCAUACAGCAAACAGGACUUUGAUGGAAGAUUUUUCCAGCUUCCAUUCGCGCAUGUCCUUGUCGCAAUUUACUAGAGAUGCUUUUAUACAACAUACAGGAGUUUGGAGGACUUUCUCGGACCACAAUUCGUGUACAUUUUUUUGUUCAUUUACCAUACACCCUUUGUGUUCUUUGUAAAUUUUCCAUUUAUUUCAAAAAGAAUUAUCCUAAUAAAAUAGAUCUGAGUUCCUGCUCGUGUUAUCCUA